AUGGCCUCGCGAUCCACUUCAUCCAAAUUAAACCCUGUUCAUUUGAAUGGCCGAACUCUGGAAGGAGGGGGGCAGCUGGUUCGCAUUGCCAUCGGACUGUCUGCAUUGACUGGUCAUCCCGUUAGUAUUGAUCAUGUUCGCGGGAACAGAGAGGGAAAGAAGGGGCUCAAGAGAUCUCACGCAGCAGCAGUGAAGCUGUUGGCCGAGAUUAGCGGCAGCAAAGUAUCGGGAGGCGAGAUUGGCUCACAGUCCUUGAACUUUGUUCCGCAGUCUACCAGAUCGAAAAGUGGGCCUCUCCUAAACUUGUCGCAUGUCAACUUAAAGUCCGAAUACGAUAUCAAGCUCACGACUGCCGGUGCCAUUUUUCUCGUCUUCCAGGCCCUCUACCCGUAUCUGCUUUAUGUUGGAUCACAGGCAACUGCUCCCUUUGUGAAAGUGAGCAUAACUGGUGGGACCAACGCGACUUUUUCUCCAUCAUAUGACUAUGCAGCGCAAGUUAUCGUGCCCAAUUUCGCCAAACUUGGCCUUCCUCCCCUGUCCAUUAUUCUUCACAAGCGCGGGUGGACAACGGGACCGAUUGACCUUGGAGCAAUCACUUUUCUUAUUCAUACACUUGGAUCUCGACAUAACCCAGAUGGCGAAAAUAAACCUGAGAAGUCACUAGAAAAAGACCAGAUGGCCGAGCCUCUAUGCAGGUUCCCGCAGAUUAAUUUGAUGGAUCACAAACGCGGCAAAGUCACGCAAAUUGAUAUCACAGUGCUAGCACCGGAUCAACCCACCCUGAAUAUCAACACAGAAGAGGGCCCGGGGAGUACUGUGCGCCGGUUUAUCGAACAAUUCGCUCAACGCACCCUCCGGCGCGAAACGAGGAAGCUGGACCCGUCUAUAUUUGCUAAACGCUCUGAUUUGCCUCAACCUGAAGAGGACUCUCUCAGAGAAUCUUCAGCCAAAGAUACACCAGUGCCCAUCACAAUGCACACAUCAGAAGCUACAAAUCAUCGCAGCCAUGUGUACAUCCUUCUUGUUGCGCAUACUUCCUCGGGGUUCAGAAUAGGCCACGAUAUCCUCGGUAGCAUGGGAGGCGAUCCCCUAAUAAAGCCAAAGAACAAAGGGAAACAAAAACAACAGCCAGGCCGUGAUCCUCGGCGUGAUUCUCAAAACAAGAUAGCAUUUUCUGCGGCUGCAGAUCUAGUCUGCCGAUGUGUGCAAGGAUUCAUCGGGGAAAUCUCAAAUGAGAGCCCAAAUGCCAACCCAAACCAGAUAUCUGCUUCCACCGUUAAAAGAGCUUGUCUAGAUAGCUAUAUGAGAGACCAGGUUGUUGUUUUCGAGGCACUUGGAAAGGCCUGUCACGCAAGUGAGCAUGGCACCGAGGCAACCGACCCUGACACAUUGGAAGACGAGCGGGACUGGACACUCCACACGAAGACCGCACAAUGGGUGUGCCGGCAGAUUUUGGAUAUGUAG
Molecule: messenger RNA, 1464 nt
Organism: Penicillium expansum
Lineage: Eukaryota; Fungi; Ascomycota; Eurotiomycetes; Eurotiales; Aspergillaceae
Product: putative RNA 3'-terminal phosphate cyclase
Exons: 1
Coding region: 1-1464 (487 amino acids)
Biological process (GO): RNA processing
Cellular component (GO): nucleus
Molecular function (GO): RNA-3'-phosphate cyclase activity
Source: RefSeq, a predicted model, not a curated record